GACCCAAAGUCUUUCUGUUUCUGUAGCUGUUAGGCGGUUGAGGAGAAACUCCAAAAGCAUGUCUUUAGACGUUAAAUGUAACGGCUAGAAAGGAUAUUGCGUCGCUGUUAGCAUUUAGCAACGUUAAAAGGUAACGGCGAUUAUCUGUUCGCCAUUAGCGUUCUCGAGCUCGCUCUGAAGUUCGUUGGUUACCUUAGCGUUGACGCCUCGUCGGAUUCCAUCCGGUUCUUCGGUGAAGUGGAAAUUUAUUCGGAGAAAAUUUUGGUUUCCUCUUUCAAUGGAGAUUCUAUACAAAGUCUUCGUAGACGAUUAACGAACGGUUGUACGAGAGGAGUACGGCUUGAGGGCAUUCCAGUCUAUGACUCCCAUUGAAGAUGACUGAAGCGGAUAGAUUAGAGUGAGUAAUUGAAUACCGAUGCCUUACGGAAUUGAGUCGGAUAGAUGUUUCAACCAAACAACGACGAGCUUCGAGAUUUCACUGCCGGGGUCGAGCAAUUUUAGGGUCGGUUCUCAUGUAGCGCAGCAAAGCCGCCGUGAGAAGUUGAGAGUUCAGCAGCAAUUUGGGAAUAAUCCAGAUGUGAUUCAAGUUCGAAAUGUUAGGAGUUGUGAUCUGCUGUAUGAUCCACCAAAUUAUUCAACAAACACCCACUGUUCGUUAGCUCAAAGGGAUGCAAUGCUCCAACAAGGCUCAAGUGCCCAUCAAAAUGGAAGGCCUGUGGGGACCGGUGAUGCUCCAUUUUCUACCCAUCCAGUUCAGUCUGACUUUAGCCCUUCAGUUAAGGUUAGUGAUGCACACAAUCCAGGCUACUGGAAAUUCUUUGUGCCGCAACAAAAUUGUGAUUGGAAUGUGAAUUACAUGAAUAGCCUGGCUACCAGUGGGUGCAAUCAGAGGCCUUCAUUUGUUGGGGGAAUCUUAUCUGGCAGUGUGAAGGAAAAUAGCAUUCCUUCCUCUACCCUUAAUUCUGUACCUGCCUCCAUUGGGUAUGAAGAUGUAAGAUCAUCUUUGACUAACCCAUCCAAUGUAAUAUCUGAUGAAGAGAGUAUCAAGCAGUUUGGAGAAAUGCAGUUCGGUUCUCCUUUCUACCAAAAUACCCUUAAGGAAAUUGAGACUUCUACCAGCAUUGGCAGGGAAAGUUUUGAUAUGGCUUCUUUUUCACAGCAAAAAAUCAGGGAAGCUGGUUCAUGGGUAGAUGGGGGGAAUGAGUUGGUUCUUCUUCCAUCUAACUCAGACACAAAUGAUGGUCCAGGGAUUGCUGCCGCUGCUGUAUUGAUGCAUAAGCCAGUGAAUGGUAACCAUCAGUUGAAGUCUGAAUUGGGUUUCUUUGUGAAGAAGAUGGAGGGAGGUGUUGGAACUGCUGCGAGUGAUUCUGCAGCUCAAGGACUGUCCUUGACACUCUCUUCACAUCGACCUUCUGACAUGCUUGCGGUUCAGCUUGGAGGAAGAUUUGAGUCUGAAAAUUUUCAAUCUCAAGCCGAUGCAUUUAUAAGUGGUUCUCAAGAUUCGAAGACUAGUGGUUACAUGUGCUCCAGUUCAAAAUCACCUCUUUCUAGAGCUUCCGGAAGUUCCAUCGAAGGAAUUGUGUGCUCUUCCACAUAUGCUAGACGAAGUACGGGUCCUCUUGGCCCCUUCACUGGGUAUGCAACAAUUUUGAAGUGUUCAAAGUUCUUGAAACCUACCCAACAGCUUAUGGACGAAUUUUGUGAUGUUAUGGGCCCAAGAUUCAUGAGGAUAUGUGAAACAACUGAGAAGGGUUCAAGAGACGUAAUCAGUUCAUGUGACACCACUAACGCUGAGACUGAGAUCGAUACUAGGGCUGGGAGCUCUGGCGUCUCCUCUUCUCCAUUCUACGGUUCUAAUGAAGCUAGUGGUGAAGGUGGAAGUGUAAGUGGACCUUAUCAGCCUUAUCACCCUGAGUUCCAACAAAGGAAGGCAAAGCUACUAUAUAUGCAAGAAGAGGUUUGGAGAAAGUAUAAGCAGUACCACCAGCAGAUGCAAAUGGUGGUAUCAUCAUUUGCAUCAGUAGCGGGUCUUAGUGCUGCCACACCCUACACCUCCUUGGCUUUGAAAGCUGUCUCAAGGCACUUCCGGAACCUGAAGAAUGCCAUCUCUGAUCAGCUUCAACACAUAAACACGGCCAUUGGGGAGGAUUUGUCAUCUCCUGCGACUGAUAAUAGUAGAGGUGAAACAAUUGCACCAAAGCUAAGGUUCAGUGACCAUGGCAUUCGUAAGCACAUGUCAGGUGGAGACAGUCUAGGCAUCCUUCAACCCCAACAGCACGUCUGGAGACCACAGAGGGGCCUCCCAGAACAUUCAGUUGCUAUAUUAAGAGCAUGGCUGUUUGAGCAUUUUCUUCACCCGUAUCCAACUGACACGGACAAGGAAAUGUUAGCUUCUCAAACUGGUCUUACUCGAAACCAGGUAUCAAACUGGUUCAUCAAUGCUCGAGUGCGGGUGUGGAAACCGAUGGUUGAGGAGAUACACAUGCUUGAAACCAAAGGAUCUGCCAAAACCAAUCCCAAUUCUAGCAAUAAUGAUGGUGAACCUGCAAUUAGAAAUAGCAGUGAGCCAAUAGGAGAUCAUAUCCUUGAUAAGUUAAUGGUGGAUGCAGUUUCUGAGAAGGGAUCCAAGUGCUUGGGAGUGGUAUCCAUGACAAACAAGGAAGAUGAUCGGACUUCUCAAGAGUGUAAUCAGGGGAAGCGUUUGAGAAUGGAGAGUCACUUUCCGGCCGAAGUUGGUGGGGGCUUAAUGGGUUUGAUGCCAUACAACCAGAACAGGCUGAUUGGGGGAAUGGGAGCUGUGUCACUCACCUUGGGUCUCAGACACAGCGCCGAGAAUGCACGACAGCUGCAGCAUAGACAGGAAAGACAACAGGAACAUCAACUAAUCAGGCAUUUUGGGGCUCAGGUGAUGCAUGACUCUGUGGGUUGAUUUUGAGCAUUAUAGGAGGAUGCUUCUCUGUGCUUUUUGAUGGAUGCAGAGUAUUGGUUUUGAGAGAACAGAAAGAUGAAAUGUUGCUAUCCUUCAUUUCGAUCUGUAUUUUGAUGUUGUAAAUAGGAAUUAUGGCUGAAGUCGCAGGAAGAAGUUGGUCUAGGGGCAGAUAGGCACCAUCCAAAAGAGGUUGGAAUUGAAUAAGAGAUGAAAAGUUGGACACAGGGAUUAAUGUAAAUCUCAGUUCCAAGGCCAACUGUGAGGUGGGAAAUGGAGAAAAAGGAAUCAAGUUUGGAUUUUGAGAAGGCCAUCCAUUUUGAUGUGGGGGAAAGGUGACGCAUUUGGAACUUAUUAUACCUUAAUUCCACUUUAUUACAAUUUUAUCAUUGUACAUUUAGUGAACUUAAAACCUGAUCUUAACAUAUCUUCAACUCAGCAAUAAUUAUGUGGACCACUACAAAAUAUAUGUUUGGAGUUGAGUCAAAUUCAUCUAAACCCACGAAAAAGUGUAAUUUUGAUGAUUGUGGCCUCUAUGAGUUCAUUCAACUAAUAUAAGAAAUGUCAUUGACUUUCUUA
Messenger RNA from Macadamia integrifolia, 3505 nucleotides. Its product is annotated as BEL1-like homeodomain protein 4. Lineage: Eukaryota; Viridiplantae; Streptophyta; Magnoliopsida; Proteales; Proteaceae. The transcript is spliced from 5 exons. Gene Ontology annotation, molecular function: DNA-binding transcription factor activity, RNA polymerase II-specific; RNA polymerase II cis-regulatory region sequence-specific DNA binding. The record is from RefSeq and is a predicted model, not a curated record. Gene Ontology annotation, biological process: regulation of transcription by RNA polymerase II. Bases 416 to 2929 code for a protein of 837 amino acids.